This is a messenger RNA of Prorocentrum cordatum, 579 nucleotides long. NCBI's taxonomy places the organism in Eukaryota, Dinophyceae, Prorocentrales, Prorocentraceae. The record is from the annotation of a GenBank genome assembly.
AUGCAGCGAUCGUAUUCGACUCCGCACGCGCAGCAGCUGAUCUGCGACGCCAAGGAGGGGGCACAGGCCGACCUGCAGGAGGAGAUGGCCUCUGCGGAGGGUUUCCGGACGCUCGUGCGCGAGACCGCGGGUGAGUCCCAGGAUUUCGACGAGAAGGGGGAUUGGCCCCUCUUCCUCCGCAACGUCAAGCUGCCGAGCGGCCAUUCCUGCGUCGCGCUCGCCAAGAAGCUGCUGCAGGAGGGCGAGGAGGAGUGGUCCGAGAUAGCAUUGCUGAUGUGCCAGCAGCAGGCCGAGGCCGUGCUGCUGCCCCCGGCGGAGAGGCAGAGGCGCGCGGAGGAGCGCCGGAAGAGGCGCAUCUUCAUGAGGGCCUUCCCAGAGACGCUGGACGGCGUGACUGUCGAACAGGUGGAGGCCGCGCACGAGACGGUGCAGCGCGUCUUCUCCGCGGCAUGCGCUUUUGGGAACCUUCGCGAGAAGUCCAACGGAUAUGAGGAGCUGUCGCAGAUCGAGCAGGACCUCCGGACGCAGGCGAAGCUGCUGAGAGACGGGGGCCAGAACGGCGUCAAGAUACGAAUAUGA